AUGCAGUUCUACUCUCUCAUUGUCUUCGUUCUAGCCAUGUUUGCAGUGGCUUUUGGCGGCUUCGGAGGUAGAGGUGGUCGAGGCAAAAAUGGUGGUGGGGGUGGUGGCGGAGGCGGUGGCGGAGGUGGACAGGGGGGUGCAGAUGGUGGGGAUGGCGGUGAUGGGAGACGCAGUUCUGCUGCAGCAAGUUGCGAUUGCAACAGCAGCGACAGCGAAAAAAAUUUUGUGUUGGAGAAGCCUGCACAAAAAAAGGAAAGUAAAAUUUCGGAUGUGUGGAAUUAUUUUAAAAGAUCUGAUGAUAAGAAAUUUGCCAAAUGCCUUAGUUGCGCCAAGGAGUAUAAAACCAGUGGCAACACAUCGAACCUGCAUGAUCACCUUAAACGGUUUCACCUGAAUUUGGACAGAAAUGUUCCUGAUACACAAGUUGCUGAAGAUGUUGUACAAGACGAGAACAUUGCGUCUUUCAGCAGCAGCUGCAAGUCCAGCAUGCGGUCAGUGGAGUCAUACUUUAAAAGGGCUGUGUUGUAUGAUGCAAACUCCAAGCGUAAAAAGGACUUAGAUAAACUCGUAGCAGAGAUGGUUGCUGAGGAUAUUCAGCAUAGUGAAGGACAAAGGGGUUAUUAA
Molecule: messenger RNA, 624 nt
Organism: Anastrepha obliqua
Lineage: Eukaryota; Metazoa; Arthropoda; Insecta; Diptera; Tephritidae
Product: short stature homeobox protein 2-like
Exons: 3
Coding region: 1-624 (207 amino acids)
Molecular function (GO): DNA binding
Source: RefSeq, a predicted model, not a curated record